UCGUCUAUCAACUGUCAAUUUUUAUAGGUUAUAAUUUUCGUUUGUUUAUGUCUCAAAAAAAUUUAGUUUUAAAGUUAUUUUCUGAAAAAAGGACGUGUAUUUAACAAAAUCAGUUUGAGUCAGAAAUGUAAUCACCAAAACUACAAUGGAUUAUCACACUGGUUAUAUAGUGACCCUUGCCAACAGUAUUAUCGGCGUAAGCAUUUUGGCAAUGCCGUAUUGUUUCAAGCAAACCGGAAUAUUAUUGUCUCUAAUAAUGCUGUUACUGAGUAAUUUGAUAACACGAUUAACCUGCCAUUUCCUGAUCAAGUCAGCAAUAAUGUCCAGAAGAAAAACCUUUGAGUAUUUAGCAUAUCACAUAUUUGGAAGUUUAGGAAAAUUUGCCAUUGAUGUUGGAAUGAUCGGUUUCCUUAUUGGCACGUGCAUAGCCUUCUUUGUAGUUAUGGGUGAUUUGGGGCCAGAAUUUAUAUCCGAGUUAACUGGUCGAGAUAUGGAUAAUACAAUGAGAACAGUUAUUCUAGUAGCACUAGCAGUUCUUUGUAUUUUACCUUUAGGGCUUCUAAGAAAUGUUGAUAGUUUACAUGGAGUCUCAAAAGCUACAAUCGGAUUCUAUUUUUGUUUUGUGCUGAAGAUUAGUAUUGAAGCAAUGCCACAUAUUUUUACAGGGGACUGGAUAAAUAAGGUAGAAUUUUGGAGACCUGCCGGAAUAAUACAAUGCCUACCAAUUUUUUCUAUGGCUUUAUCAUGCCAGAGUCAGCUGUUUGAAAUCUAUCAAGCUGUUCAUAAUCCUACACUCGAUCAAAUGAACCAUGUUGUUAAAAACGCCAUUAAUAUUUGUACAGCGGUUUAUUUUUGUGUAGGUUUGUUUGGAUACAUUGCUUUUGCCCAUAAGAGUUUUACUGGAAAUAUCCUUAUGAGUUUUGAACCAUCUACAUUGACAAACGUUCUAAAGCUUGGUUUUGUUUUAUCUGUUGCAUUUAGCUUUCCUUUGGUAGUUUUUCCUUGUCGAGCUAGUGUACAUUCGUUGAUAUAUAGAGACGUACAUUCCUUGCAUGAGAGUACAAGUAAUUACAUUCCUGAAGGCAGAUUUAAGGGCAUUACAAUAGCUAUAAUUUGUAUCUCAUUACUCGUGGGUAUAAUGAUACCAAAUAUUGAACUAGUACUUGGACUUAUUGGGUCUACUAUUGGUAUUGCUGUUUGUGUACUUUUUCCAGUUUUGUGUUUUAUUUACAUUUCUACCAAAAAUACUAAUGAAAGGCUGUUGGCUAAGUUUAUUUUUGCUAUUGGUUUUAUACUCAUGAUCUUGGGAACAUUUGAGAAUUUCAAUAGGUUAGAUAAAAUUGAGUCGUUUUCUACAACAGUAAAUCCCAUAACUGAAAAGAAAGACGUGCUUAAAAUUAUUGAAAAUCCAAUAAGCAAUUUGAAAAAGGAUGAUAUGGACUUAAUAAAUAAACCCUUGAAGUCUGCUGAAGGUGCUGUCAAUGAAAAAAUUAAUCAAUCCAAAAUUGAAACCAUUAAAAUAAUAACUGAGAGAAGUUUGGAUAUAAGGCAUGAACCUCCUGAACCAAUUGAACCGCAAGAACCUGAGAAGGUUGCAGAACAAGAGGAAAUUAAACCAAUACCGGAGGUGGUGAAAGUUGAAGAAAUAAUUAAGCUUGGUCCUGUUGAAAUUGAAAGUAAUAUAAAGAAUCAGUCUAAAAACGAUGAAGUUGAUAUUGAAGCAAUCAAAAAGGAUGAAACUGAAAUGAAAUUACAAGUUGAAGAACAGAAACAGGAAGAUUCUCAUUUAGAAGAACACAAAAUUAUAUUAGAUACUAUUCAAAAACAGAACGAAGUACAGGAAGAAAUUGUGAAGCAACAGAAGAAAUUGAUUGAAGUAAUUCAAGAGCAGAACCAGCAAAAGGUAAAUGAAGAAAAAAUGAAAGCGGUAAAAGAAAUAGAGAGUAUAGCGUUAAAAGCUAUAGAAAAAAUCAGUAGCGAUGUAAAAGAAAAUGAAAAAAUCGUUGCCAAAUUAGAAAAGGAUGUAAAAGAAAAAGUAAAUUCUGAAGAAAGACCACCGGAGAAUAAAGAAAUAAAUGUCAACGCGCUUAAAAUUGAAAACAUACUUUUAAAAAAUCAAGUAAAAGUCAACUCCGAAUCAAUAAAUUCAUCGAAAGCAAAAAAUAUUCUGCCGCACAAAAUUGAAGAAAUUCCAAAACCUGUGAAGAAUGUGGAACAGAAAAUUAAUACAACAAAUGCUAAUAACAAUACUGCACCUUUGUUUAUAAAUUUAGGCCAAAAUUCAAAAGGCGAUGAAGAUAAACCAUCUAUAAACAACAUUCCUUUACCAAUAAUAAAUUCAGUGAAAUUAUCAACAAAAACUUUGAACAAAACGAAUGAUAAAACAGAUAAUAAGAUAAAAAAAGACAUUUUAUUGGAUGAUGACACCAAUGUGAUGAGAAGAGAUAUUUUAGCUUAUAUAAGUACAAAAAGAAAAAGAUAAUAAAAAAUAGUAUAAAUUUCAAUUUUUGUUCCUCUGUAUAUUAUAUUUAUUGUUAACAACUUAACGAAGUGUAUAUUUGUACAUAUUUUUUUUUGUAUGCGUUACUUGUUACUAUCUGAGAAACUGUAAAUAAA
Messenger RNA from Sitophilus oryzae (rice weevil), 2616 nucleotides. RefSeq names its product putative sodium-coupled neutral amino acid transporter 10. NCBI's taxonomy places the organism in Eukaryota, Metazoa, Arthropoda, Insecta, Coleoptera, Curculionidae. Gene Ontology annotation, molecular function: amino acid transmembrane transporter activity. The record is from RefSeq and is a predicted model, not a curated record. Gene Ontology annotation, biological process: amino acid transmembrane transport. Bases 146 to 2482 code for a protein of 778 amino acids. The transcript has a single exon.